GACCCUGUCCCAUUCUGUAUGGGACACAUUUUAAUAUAGCUUACAAAUGACUGUUGGAUUCCAGCCAUUUUCUAGAUCUAGAUGUCUUCACAACUGGCCCAAGCUGAGGCACACUUCAGGAGUGGGAGAGUGGAGGAGUGUGCUCAGCUGCUGGAAGCAGUGUUGUCUGCAAGUGCCCAGUUCAGCAGAGCACAAUGGCGGACCAGUGCGAACCUGUUGGCCUGCAGAAUGAAGGCCGCCCUGCUCCACGAUGAUAAUGACCAGCUGACAUCAGUGCAGAGAUUGUAUAAAUUGCUCUGGGAGAAGAUUGUAGGUUUGCCUGUGUCCGGUGGUAGCUUGCUUACUGAGAUGACAGUGACAUUCACCCUCUGCCAGCUGGAGCAUGUACUCAUGUCCAGAGGGCGUCUGAUGUCAUCCUCUGCCCUCUCCUGUGUGGACUGCCACUGUCAGAGAUUGUGUGAGUAUUGCGGAGUGGAGUGGGUGGGGCUAACUGCUUCUCUCCCCCACCUUGUGAGCUGUCUGACUGGACGGAAAGACCUCCUUCUAAAGAUGGCCUACCUUGCUGCUGUGCUACUAAUGAGGACUUCAGAUACUCGGAGAAAAGGUCGUGCUCUAAUGUCUACCCUAUUCUCCGACCUCCAGCCACAACAGGAGUCACAUGACUUAGUGGACGAGGGAUCACAUGCUUCAAAUGGGAUCAAUCUUGCCCUCGCUGUUAAGGAUCAUCUAAACGCUGAUUGUGGUGAUCUUCAAUACCUCAAAGCCUGGCGAUUGUUUUGUGAUGGAGAGUACACGAAGGUACUCAGUACACUCAGAACAGCCACACCCUCACCCACCACCAAUCUGCUACGAGGACACUGCCUUGCAAAUUUGAGCAAGCCUCAGUCGGCCCAGUGCUGCUACCUGAGUUGUCUCACCUCUCACUGUCAAGUGGCCUCUCUCCCAGCCAUGACGGCUUCUUGUGCACUGUACAGACAUGCCUCCAAUACUGAGGCAGAGAUGGAAGCCAUGACACUCAAACUGGAGGCCCUACGGAGCACAUGUGGGUGUGUGGUUGAGGGUGUGCUCUGGUGGCGAGGGGAGGGGCUACACGAUGACCCAGCGCUGAUAUCUGAUAUACAGUGGGCAGAGUCAGCCUACAACACUGCCCUCAGGGCGCUUAAACAUAGGAGAUAUGAGAUGGCCGGGCGUGUGUUGAGGGAUCUGCUCGCGUGUGGUCCCCUCUGCCCCCCUCUCCCCCCGUCUUCCCUUAUCCACCUCUUAUUGGCCAGAACCCUUCUACUCUCUGGUAACCCCAUUGAGGCAUGGGAGGUGUGUGAGCGAUUGAUUGACCAUCUCUCCAUCUUGGAGCUAGAGGAGUGUACUCUACACUCUGUGCUAAGUCUCUGUCAGUCACUGUUACUGGGGGCCCUCUCACUGGUUGCCAGGGGGGACUGGGACAAGGCAAAGUGUAGCUCACACAAGAGUUACCAGGUGUGUGGUUUCCUCAUCUCACGACUGAGCCGGGAUACAGAGGGAGUGGCUGAUAGUCUGCAACCAGCUGUCCUAGCAAUCAUGGAGCUGAACCUGGUAUUGAUGGCUGGCCUAUGUGUGGGAGGAGGGGAACGAGAUAAAGCACUCUCUCUGCUCACUACCACCGUCUCCCUCACACCCACACCCUCACUUCUCACACUCUACAACUACGCCCUACUACUGACACAACGAGGCAAGCUGAAGGAGGCGGCUAACAGCUGGCUAGGGAAGCGUGGCCAGUUGCCGAGCAAUAAGACCGAGGCUCGACAUAUGAUUGUUGAUAAGAAGAAAUCGGCCAACCCUGGGGACUUUGAGCGUUUUGAUGUGGCCAUGCUGAGAGUGUGGAUCAGACAAUGCUCUAGCUAGACCAUGUAGACUAGUCACAUAUAAUAUUGUUGUGCAGCCUCAAUUUGCAUAACAAUAUUCAUGACAAUGUAUCAUUAA
Messenger RNA from Halichondria panicea, 1956 nucleotides. RefSeq lists its product as uncharacterized. The transcript is spliced from 12 exons. The record is from RefSeq and is a predicted model, not a curated record. NCBI's taxonomy places the organism in Eukaryota, Metazoa, Porifera, Demospongiae, Suberitida, Halichondriidae. Bases 82 to 1878 code for a protein of 598 amino acids. Gene Ontology annotation, molecular function: identical protein binding.